AUGGCGGGAGCACGAGGGAAGACGCAGGCAUAUGGAUCGGCGGGAUGGAUCCAGAGCGAAAGACAACAGAUAGAACAGUUUGUGGGACAGGAAAACGAGGACUUUUCAUACAGUGUGCGUAACGAGCUGGAAUGGCUGCAAGCGCACGUUGGCGAAGUCUUUGCAACCAACAAUGUCAACUUCGCAGACGUGUUCAAGACGCCCGGCAAGCUACGCGGCAAAACACCGCGAACCGCGCGAAAGCAGAACAUAGCCGGACCGCGACAGCCAUUGACCGACAUCUUCGCCCCCAACGUACCAGCACCACAAUCCGCGCAGAAGACGGCAUUCUUCGACAAGGUCGCGCAUUUCCGCAUCGCAGAAGACGCGGAGAACCAACCGCCAGCACAUCGACCGAGCAGUCGCGGCAAGAGCCCGCAGCGCAUCGGUAAGAACAUCAACACAGACUCUGGUUACCACGGCAUGACCGAAGACGAGAUGGAUGUUGACAGUAAGACGGAAACAGCGACGCAAUCGAGCCAGCAGAGCGAGGUGCAGAAAGUGCCGCUGCGUGAGAAUCAGCCCCCACGGCAGCGACAGAAUGCUGGAUCGGCUGGCGUCAGUAGUGAUGACUCCUUUUUGUCGGCCAGAGAGGACUUGACGAGCCGCCACGCGUCGAAGGCUCAGCUUGUGCAUGAGACUGGUGAUGAGGAAGUUGCUGAGGAGGGACAGAUGGAGGUGGACGCGGAGACCGCGGAGAAUGCUGAAGCCGACGUACAUGGCGAGAAUGUUGAAGUUUUUGGGUCAGAGCCGGACCAGGAUAUGGACGAUGUGGAGUCACGAUCACAGUCCGACGCGUCAAGCCCCGAGAAGCCACUGCAGAGGAAGAGCAGCUUCACUUUCACGGCGCUACCAGCGCGUGAGCCGCUCACAGCAACGAAGAGCAUGGGAGCGCGUAACAGCCAGAUUGAAGCACGCAACAGCACCUUGGGGCGAUCUUUUGGCGCCAAAAGUUUUGGUGCAAGCAAUAAUGAGGAUGACUACGCCGAGAGCACAUCGGAAGAAACCAAGGCGCACAACAAGACUUCCACACAGCUGCUGCAGGAAAGGAUCAAUAUGCUGGGCAAGACGAAGGAGCCACGAACGUCGAAGAGCUUGCACCAGACUAUCCUUGGAGGACAAACUGCAUACCCUCAGCUUCCACGUGAACCAGCGAAAUCUACCACGCCAGCUGAUGAUUCUGACGAUGACUGGAUUGCGCCCUCGAAGCCUGUACACGACAAGUCAACGGAAGAGCAGGUGCCCCAGAAAGAACCUUCCCUAAUACGCCCAGCGAUGCACCAGAAGUCUAUAUCGACAACACAGAUUCCCUCUCCAGCCCGACCAGAGAUGGCAACAGAGGCCCGCCAUGCCAAAGCCACUUCUGUAUCGAUCCCCAAUUUCGCUUAUGCUACGGCUGAGAUACAGUCGACCACGCCAGCUGGAUCGCCAGUGGCCAAGAAGAGUCACGACGGCCCAUUGAGCGCUUCCAAAAGCAAGCUCUAUUCUGUCCUCAAAUCUGCAAAGAACAUCUUCGCGUCCUCCGCAAGUGCCAGCGCAGCGGCGAAGCUUGAGGCGCAUAAUAACUCUCCAUCACGAUCUCCAAGACGUGAUGUCUCAGACGAGUCGAAGACCGCUGCAGUCUUUAACAUGCCCGGCGCACUCUACUCUGAGAGGCAGCUUCCGCCGUCUCCUUCCAGGACCAAGUCUGUCAUCUCUCUUGUCUCCACCAGCCCUAGUAGGAAGACGAGAAGCUCAAACGAGAGUGACAAGAAACGCGAGAAAGAGCUCAAGGCUCAGCAGAAGGCGGCCGAUGACCUCGAGAAGGCUAGAGAGAAGGAGAGACAGAAGGCUGCAAAGCAGCAGGAGGAGAAGCAGAAGGCUGAACAGGCUGAAGCGGCGAAGAAGCAGAAGCAAGCCCAGAAAGCGCUUCCCGAGCGACCCACAACUGCAGGUAGCGAUGGUGCGAGAGACUCGGAGAUGCCACCUCCACCACCACCCAAGACGAUGCUACCACCAGGAAAGCUACGAGCGCCAGGCCGCAUCGCUAAGCCGGGCCAAUCUGCCUCGAAGCCAGCUCCUGUCUUAAUCAGAGUUGGCUCCCAGAGGCUUCACCAUCCUGCGACAUCUUCGCUGUCAAAGUCACAGCACGAGAACUCCGGGCCUCCCGUGCCGCCAAAGCAGCCUGCCGGUCGCGUAGCAUCUGCCCAAGGGAAUAUGCGAAGCUCGACUGCCCCUCAAAACUCCCGACUGAAGGCGUUGGAAUCUGCUGCGAGGAAGAAGGAAGCCGACGAGAAGGCUGCACAGAAGAAAGCCGAACAGAAGCGUGAGCUGGAGCGUAAGCGAGCGGCCAAGGUUGAAGAGGAGCGUCGUGCAGAGGAGGAGCGGAAGGCCGCCGAGCAGCAACGGCAGCAGGAAGCUAAAGCAGCAGCGCAGCGACAGGCUGAGAAGCAGGCGGCUGAUGCAAGACGUCGUGAGGAGCAGCGUCUCGAGCAGCAGCGCCAGCAGGAGGAGGCGCAAAAGGCUAGAGCUGCUCAUGACCUUGCUGAGGCUAUCAAGCGUGAGCGCGCUCAACAACAGGCAGCCCAGCCGCGCAACGAUGUUGGUGGCACGCUCCGCCAGCUGGCGAAGAACACCGUGCCAGAGCAACCUGCGACGAGGCCGCCACUGCAUCCCAACCCUGCGAAGCCUGCCAAGCGGGUCUGGGUGCCGGAGGAAGAUGACCCUUCGAAGCCACAGACGUACCAGCCUCAGCGUCCGGGUGUGCAGAGAGGGCCAGCGAGCUUCCAGCAGUCGCAAAACGACGCAAAGAGGCGCAGGACGAAUGAGGAAGAGAAGCCGGAAGAGGGGAACUCGGUCAUGGCGCCUCCGAAAAGGCCAUCUAACAUGCGGAAGGUGAGCAGAACGGUGAAAACGCUAUUACGAAGAGAGGCUGAUCUUGACCAGGAAUCUACUCUUAACAAGUUCCCGCACGGCUACACUCACGCCCCACCGCCGGUUAACCACCACCCGAGCAUGUUCAAGGCUACCGUAACGGCUCAGCACCAGCUACAACACCCCAACAAGCCCAGCAUGCCUUCUCAUCCUAGCCAAAUGGCACAGAUCUCGAAUACUCGCAUCCCCUUUGGCGAAAACGUCAACCCGCCCGGUCAAGCGUCUCACCACCCUCAAGCAAAGCAGUACGCCGGCCACGAGAACCUCCAACCAGGCACCGCCCAGCAGAACAAAUUCAAGACUCCAGCACGCCCGGCCCAAAUGCCCAAAUCCGCCAAAUCGUCCCCCCUCUACCCGAACGGCGACAACAUCGAACUCCCGGACAUCGAAACGGACUCGGAAGAAGAAGACUCCGACGACGACAACACCGGCUUCCGCGCGCCGUCUUGGGUGGCUUCGCCCGCUCUGCGCGAGCUGCUCACGCAGCAACAGCUUGUCGACCCGGAGACGGUGUUUGGCCCUAUCGCGGAGCUGAAGAUGGAAGAGGUGUUCCGGAAUGGCAAGAAUGCGGAGCGGCUGAAGAAGUUUAGGGAUCGGAGUAGUAGUGCCAUGUGGGUGCAGACCGGGGAUGCGAUUACGAGUGCGGAGAAGAGGAGGGAUAUGGAGGUGAGGGAGAGGGUGGCGAGGGAGGGGGGAUGGAGGUAUGCUCCUGGUUCGUGA
Molecule: messenger RNA, 3672 nt
Organism: Saxophila tyrrhenica
Lineage: Eukaryota; Fungi; Ascomycota; Dothideomycetes; Mycosphaerellales; Extremaceae
Exons: 2
Coding region: 1-3672 (1223 amino acids)
Source: RefSeq, a predicted model, not a curated record